Stylophora pistillata is the source of this 507-nucleotide messenger RNA. Its product is annotated as rhamnose-binding lectin. Lineage: Eukaryota; Metazoa; Cnidaria; Anthozoa; Scleractinia; Pocilloporidae. Gene Ontology annotation, molecular function: carbohydrate binding. The record is from RefSeq and is a predicted model, not a curated record.
AUGCCUAGCCUUGUGAAAAUAUUGGAAGCGAACGCUGACAUUGGCUAUCUCCAAUGGGAAGGCUGGAGUGCGUGCCCUGACGUGUGCGGUAUAAGGUACCAUCAAGUCAGGAGGAGGAUUUGUCAAAAUCCUACCACUACUAUAGGAGGUGGUGAUUGCUCCGGUCGGAAAUCAGAAACUCGGGAGUCAGGAUGUUACAAAGAGUGUCUUGACCGCAAUUCUACAACCUACGAAUUUUUGACAGCCAACUUAUCUUGUCCAAACGGUACAUUCAUCAACAUUAACAGCAUAUACUACGGCCGUGAACAAGAGAACGCUAGCAUUUGCGACAGCAGUGGCCUUUCAAAUGAUGCAUGCGUUCCCCCGAAUGACACGGCUGGCCAUAACAGAGCGCAGGUCUAUGAAAGAUGUCAGAUGAGAUCUAAUUGUACAAUAGAGGUUUCUAAUGACACUUUCCUCGAUCCAUGCCCUGGCUUCAGAAAGCAAUUGAAGAUCCACUUCAUAUAA